AUGCCCAUGACUGAUUUUGGUGAUGUCUUAAAGGCUGGCGAUUUAGCCGAUGUGGUCAUGAUUCGACCUGAGGAACAACUCAACUCGUCAUCGAAGGCGCUGAACGCGCGUAGCGGAUCGGAGAUCCUCAACGAUCGCUCGGAUCCAUUCCACUCACUAUUGGCUGAGUAUGAUAACGUCGUGUCAAAGACGCCGUCCAUGGGGCUACCUCCGAAAAGAGGGGUCCGUCGCGAGAUUGACUUGGUUCCAGGAACGAAAUACUGCGGCAAGGGUCCGCAUUCCACGCCGGUAUUCUGUGUCAGAAAGCCAAAUGGCAAGUGGCGCAUCGUUCAUGCUUUUAACAAGCUGAAUGCAACUACGAUCCCGGCUCAGACGCCGAUCCCUCGCAAGGAUGUUCUACAGAGCAACAUGGUUGGGUGUAUGAUGUACAGCGCGCUCGGCCUGGUCGAUGGAUAUUAUCAGUUGCUCAUGCGAGCUAGUGACAUCCCGCUAACCGCUGUUAGUACUCCGAGUGGUAUGGUCUGGGAGUGGUUGGUAAUGCCCCAAGGGCUGUCAAACGCGCCGGCGAAGUUCAACCUUCUGCACGGGAGGUCGGCUGUGGAGAACCACGUUGACAAUUUGCGAGCGGGGCUCGAGUGCAUGCGCACGAACAAAUUGUACUCUAAUGCGGAUAAUGGCAUUUUCAGUGCGGAAGAGAUCCCCUUUCUGGGGUGCUUCAUUGAAAAGCGUGGCCUUCGAGCGGAUCCCGCUAAAGUUAAUGCCAUUGGAUUGACCGGUUCCUGUGAACCUGAAAGACUUGAUGAGGUGGCUUGGCCUUGCCAAUUACCUUCAUAA
Phytophthora megakarya is the source of this 834-nucleotide messenger RNA. NCBI's taxonomy places the organism in Eukaryota, Oomycota, Peronosporomycetes, Peronosporales, Peronosporaceae. The record is from the annotation of a GenBank genome assembly.